AUGGACGGCACGGGCCCCCUCUUCCUCGGCCUCGACGCCAGCACUCAAGCCCUGAAAGCUGCUCUCCUUGAUAUUGACCUCAAUGUCCUCUCCGAGCUCGAGGUCCGAUUUGAUCGUGACCUACCUCACCACAAAACUACGGGUGGAGUCUCCCAACCCACCGCUGACGACGAUGAAGGCACAGUCGUAGCACCCAUCAUGCUGUAUGUCGAGUCGAUCGAUCUUCUCGCCGACAAGAUCCGAUCAGCUUCCUGGCCAGUCUCGAGGAUCAAAUCAGUCUCUGCUGCUGGACAACAGCAUGCUUCGGUAUACUUCUCUCGUGCUGCGCCUCGCAUCUUCACCACUUUGUCCUCUGAGAAGAAACUUACGGAGCAGGUUGAGGGAGCAUUCAGCAGAAAAGUCGUUCCUAAUUGGCAAGACUCGUCAACUACGGAAGCAUGCAAGGCGUUUGAAGCGGCAGCGGGUGGAGCGGAGGAGCUGGCGAAAGUGACAGGAUCAAAGGCACACACGAGGUUUACAGGUCCACAGAUUUACAAGUUCCGCAAGCAGCAGCCGGAAGCGUACAAGGACACGGAACGCAUCGGAUUGGUAUCGAGCUUCAUUACUACCAUGCUCUGUGUCGGAGAGGGGGAGGACGAGAAAGAGGUGAUCAAGGGUAUCGACGAGUCGGAUGCCUGUGGUAUGAACUUGCUGGACAUGCGAUCUUCCCCUUCUAUCUCUUCUGAUGAGAAGAGAGGAAAGUUGGAACCAGGUUGGAACCAGACCCUCCUCUCCCUUGCCUCUGGCGAAAGCGAAGGAGCCGACUCCUCCCUCGGUGGAGCAGAAGAGUUGGAACGCAAGCUCGGCGUAAUCUACCGAGAUGCAGGUGCGCCAGUUGGCAAGGUCGGCAGCUGGUGGACUCAACGCUACGGUUUCUCACCCGACUGUCAAGUAUUCCCAGGCACUGGCGACAACCCAGCCACCUUCCUCGCAUUCAGCUUAGCCGAAAGACAAGCGAUCAUCAGCCUUGGAACAUCCGACACUGUUAUGGUCGCCACAAACCAAUAUGUUCCCGACCCGGACUUUCAUGCAUUCUUCCACCCCGCCAAGCUACCAUCCAAGGAGAACGCAUUCUUCAACAUGCUCGUCUACAAGUCUGGCAGUCUGGCACGCGAGUGGAUCCGUGAUCAGUACAGCAACUCCAACUGGGACACGUUCAACGCCGAUGCUGAAAAGUACAAGCUUCAGGCGAAGGAAGGAGAGAAGAGGGUGGGCUUCUACUGGUUGCGUCCCGAGAUCAUCCCUUCCGGCGCAUCUGGUAUUCAUCGCUACACCUCUUCCCCUCCCUCCAGCUCGGAAUGGAACAAGGUAAAAGACUUUGAAAUGGCAGGUAUGAACGCAGCAGCAAUCCUGGAAACACAAUUGCUGAACUACCGCUAUCGCUCAUCCUCGAUCGUCUCUGGCACCUCCUCUUCUGCACGGGACACAUCUAAGUUGCCCCUUGCCUCGAUCUACGCCGUUGGAGGAGCCUCUUCGAAUACAACCAUCACUCAAGCCAUGGCAGACGUGUUCGGUUGCGCGAUCGUCAAACCCGUCCAACCGAGCGAAGAUGGCAAGGGUUGGACUGCGGCGAACUACAACUUUUGCAGUGUUGGUGCGGCGUACAAGGCUGUUUGGGGCUGGAGCAGGAGUCAGGGAGGGAAGAUGGAGUUUGAUGAUUUCGUUCUUGCAACCAAGAGUAAGCAGGCGGAAAAGGCCGGGUUGGGUGAGAAACAGGGAGGUGACAGGGUCGAGGGCGGUGUGCAGGUAAUUUGUAGACCGAGAGAGGGAAGGACUCAGGUGUACACCGAUAUCAUUGGCGCGUGGAAGGAGCUUGAGGAACGGGGUCAGAAGGGGCAGUAA
Molecule: messenger RNA, 1881 nt
Organism: Ustilago hordei
Lineage: Eukaryota; Fungi; Basidiomycota; Ustilaginomycetes; Ustilaginales; Ustilaginaceae
Product: putative XKS1 - xylulokinase
Exons: 1
Coding region: 1-1881 (626 amino acids)
Biological process (GO): xylulose metabolic process
Cellular component (GO): cytosol
Molecular function (GO): D-xylulokinase activity
Source: RefSeq, a predicted model, not a curated record